CAUAAUAGAUUUUAGAACAGACAACAACAAGAAGAAGAAAAGAGAGACAUAGAAAGAGAGGGCAGAUUUUUCAACUUCUCCUCUCUUUCUUUCUUUCUGUUUUAUUUUUCUUCUCCAUUUCACCUUUCAAGUUAUUACCAUAUUUCAUUUGACAAAUAUAUAAUCUCUCAACAAGUUUUUCUUUAAAACAUUGAUUUGAUCACAAGAAAAUAUUCAUUGAUCCCACUGCGUCAUUUUGGAGGCACUUUUUUUUUCUUUUUUCUUUACAUGCAUUUUCCCCCGGUCGGACGACAAUAUGAGUAGGGCUCGUUCCGCAUUUUCGUCACCAGAGUCAUCCCCACCUGUAUCACCAAAUACUAAGAUUGAUAAUGCAGAUAAUUCAUCAACUUUACAAGGUUUGGCAGCAAGUGUGAAGCUAUUACUUAAAUUAAUAGAAGACCAUAACGAGGCAUGCACCAAAGAUUACGACGGUCGUAAAAUGCAAAGAGUUGCCAGUAUGAUUACCAUUGUAGACGAAGUUAAAUCUCGGAUUCAGAAAUCACAAGCUUUCGUUAAGAGGCGAGAAAUCUCGUUGCGAAGGUGCAACACAGAACUAAGGGCUCAUCAACAUAAUCCACAUUUACCGAAAGAUCCGAAGAAGCUACUACCACAUCAUCAUGAGUCGAGCCUUUCAUGCCCCAACAGUCCUACUGAUGAAAAAGAAAUUCUACGUAUGGAGCUAAGCGCGAGCUUAGCCGCCCGAAAGAGCCUAGAAAAAAUGUUCUCAAGCUUAGGGAAGGAGAAGGAGAUAAUGGCAUCAGAACUCGCACGGAAGGUUCAUGAGUUAAAUGGAAUUGAAGAGCAUCUGAAUGAUCUUAAAGCUCAGAAUAAGUUAUUGCUGUCCAAGGUACAAACUUGUGCUGCUGAGCAUAAAUGUAUGAACCAAUCUGAUUUAGGUUUAGGGACUUCAUCUGCUGAUCAACAAGAUAAUGUAGCUUUAGAAGAGCGUAACAAAGCCCUUUCAGCGCAUCUUCUCAAGUCGCUGGGUGGUUAUAGAUUGUUAAAGAGGAGAUUAAAGAAUGCACAAGAAGAAAAAGAAGGUAUUAUUGAAAAGAUGCUGGAGAUGGAUGAACAAGCUAAAAUCGGGCUCCACCGAAUUGCUGAGCUCCGCAAACGCAUUUCUGAGAACGAAGAACAACGAACAUUAGUACUCGGCCUAGACGAGGAAUUAUCUGCACUGGAGGAUGUAUUCCGAGGCUUUGAGAAAUUUAUAUUCGUGAAGGAUAGGCAAGAUAGAGCCAACACUAGUCAUGAACAAUUAUAUGAUUAGAUUAGCUUAUAACGGGAUUAAUAGUCUUCAAUCGGUCUUCGUAAUUUUGUCUAGAAAUAGGAUCAUCAGUGAGUUUUGUAUUCCACCUUCGUGGUUUAUGUGGAGAGAAGAGAACAUAUUCUUGUUGUUGAUUAAUUUCUGUUGUGAGAUUAUAUGUUUCUUUACUAAUAAAGGAUUAAAGUGUACAAUUUUGCGCUCCAA
Papaver somniferum (opium poppy) is the source of this 1510-nucleotide messenger RNA. RefSeq lists its product as uncharacterized. The record is from RefSeq and is a predicted model, not a curated record. The transcript is spliced from 2 exons. Bases 296 to 1309 code for a protein of 337 amino acids. NCBI's taxonomy places the organism in Eukaryota, Viridiplantae, Streptophyta, Magnoliopsida, Ranunculales, Papaveraceae.